This is a messenger RNA of Prorocentrum cordatum, 537 nucleotides long. The record is from the annotation of a GenBank genome assembly. Lineage: Eukaryota; Dinophyceae; Prorocentrales; Prorocentraceae.
CCCCCGUCUCGAGCCGGUCGAGGCGGACCCCCGCUCGUGGCCAAAGGUGCUCCCCCGAGCAGGCCACGUGCUUUACACUUUUGCUCCAUCCUCCCUCCCUAUCGGUCUCUCUUAGCCCCAACUCCCGUGGCCGCGCGCGAUGGCCACAGAGGAUGAGAGGAGCAAGCGGCUCAAGGCUGAGGACGCAGACGCACAGAUGCGCGCAUACGUCGACAAAGCCAAGACCGAGCUGCUGGCCGCCGUCGCCACCGUCUCGGACAAGGUCGGAUCAUCGUUCGAGUCCCUCGCCACCCGCAUGGAGGAGAGAUGCAGCGGCCUCCAGGGACAAAUCGACGGACAUGACAAGAGAGUCAAGACGCUGGAGGACCAGGUCAAGGCCCUGCAAUCGAUUCUUGGCAUCAUGCAAAAGGAAACUCCUCAGCCUCCUCCUGCUGAUCCUGCUUUUGAUCGAAUGGUCGACACCACCAUCCUCAUCGCCCGAGCCAAGCAGCUGGUGGCAAAGGACGCCAUGGAACGAGCACUUCAGCCCUGGUUCGA